GCGCCGGGGAGGCGUCCCCGGGAGGCCGGCGCCAUGGGGGACCGCGGCCCCUUCCAGACGGACAUGAUCACGCUGACCCGCUUCGUGAUGGAGAAGGGGCGAGAGGCCAAGGGCACGGGCGAGCUCACCCAGCUGCUCAACUCCAUGCUGACCGCCGUCAAGGCCAUCUCUUCCGCCGUCCGGAAGGCCGGCCUGGCCAACCUCUACGGAAUCGCGGGAACGGUGAACGUGACGGGGGACGAAGUGAAGAAGCUGGACGAGCUGUCCAACGCCCUCGUCAUCAACAUGCUGCAGUCGUCCUACAGCACCUGCGUCCUCGUGUCCGAGGAGAACGAGGAGGCCAUCGUCACAGACAAGGAAAAGAGGGGAAAAUACGUGGUCUGCUUCGACCCCCUGGACGGUUCGUCCAACAUCGACUGUCUGGCCUCCAUCGGCACCAUAUUCGCCAUCUACCGCAAGACCUCGGACGACGAGCCCUCGGAGAAGGACGCCCUGCAGCCGGGACGCAACAUCGUGGCGGCGGGCUACGCGCUCUACGGCAGCGCCACCCUCGUGGCCCUGUCCACCGGCCAGGGCGUCGACUGCUUCAUGCUCGACCCGGCCCUGGGAGAAUUCGUGCUGGUGGAGAGAGACGUGAAAAUCAAGAAGAGGGGCAAGAUCUUCAGCCUGAACGAAGGGUACGCCAAGUACUUCGACGCCGCUACCAGAGACUACGUCCAGAAGAAGAAAUUUCCGGAGGACGGCAGCGCCCCGUACGGGGCCCGCUACGUGGGCUCCAUGGUGGCCGACGUCCACCGCACCCUGGUCUACGGCGGCAUCUUCCUCUACCCGGCCAACGCCAAGAGCCCCAAGGGCAAGCUGCGGCUCCUGUACGAGUGCAACCCGAUGGCCUUCAUCGUGGAGCAGGCGGGCGGCCUGGCCAGCACGGGGACGCGGCCGGUGCUGGACGUGGAGCCCGAGGCCAUCCACCAGCGCGUCCCCCUCAUCCUCGGCUCCCCCGACGACGUGGGCGACUACCUGGCCUGCGUCCGCGACCACCGGCCCCAGCCCUGA
Molecule: messenger RNA, 1053 nt
Organism: Ornithorhynchus anatinus (platypus)
Lineage: Eukaryota; Metazoa; Chordata; Mammalia; Monotremata; Ornithorhynchidae
Product: fructose-1,6-bisphosphatase isozyme 2
Exons: 7
Coding region: 34-1053 (339 amino acids)
Biological process (GO): fructose metabolic process; fructose 1,6-bisphosphate metabolic process; gluconeogenesis
Cellular component (GO): cytoplasm; cytosol
Molecular function (GO): fructose 1,6-bisphosphate 1-phosphatase activity
Source: RefSeq, a predicted model, not a curated record